Recurvomyces mirabilis is the source of this 3069-nucleotide messenger RNA. It is a transcript of the gene APL5, whose product is annotated as AP-3 complex subunit delta. Gene Ontology annotation, cellular component: membrane coat; endosome membrane; AP-3 adaptor complex. Gene Ontology annotation, biological process: protein targeting to vacuole; intracellular protein transport; Golgi to vacuole transport. NCBI's taxonomy places the organism in Eukaryota, Fungi, Ascomycota, Dothideomycetes, Mycosphaerellales, Teratosphaeriaceae. The coding region runs from base 1 to 3069 and encodes 1022 amino acids. The record is from RefSeq and is a predicted model, not a curated record. The transcript has 2 exons.
AUGUUCGAGAAGGACAUAUACCAGCUCAUUCGUGGCCUACGGGCUCACAAAGGCAAUGAGCGAGAGUACAUUCAAAAGGCACUCCAAGAAUGUCGCAUCGAGGUCAAAGGUCAGGAUAUGGAUCAGAAGGCUACGGCGUUGCUGAAGUUGAUCUACCUGGAGAUGUUCGGACAUGAUAUGUCUUGGGCUUCAUUCAAUGUGCUGGAGGUUAUGUCAAGUGCGAAGCCCGAUACAGAGGUCCUGAUGCUGGCUGAGAAUAUGCUGAAGAAGGAUCUUGGUAGCCCGGACAAGGCGACCAUUGCUCUGGUGUUGACCACAAUCCCACAUGUGAUCAAUCCUUCGAUGGCAAACAGUCUGCUCGCGGAUCUGCUACCACGAAUGUCGCACUCGCAUCCCGCCAUUCGGAAGAAGACCAUCGUCACUCUGUACCGCCUAGCACUCGUAUAUCCGGAGACUCUGCGCCCAGCAUGGCCGAAGAUCAAGGACCGACUACUGGACGAAACCGAGGAUGCUAGCGUCACUGCUGCAAUAAUCAAUGUUGUGUGCGAGCUUGGAUGGAGACGACCACAGGACUUCCUACCACUCGCACCCCGACUGUUCGAGCUAUUGACCGCCGAUAAGAACAACUGGAUGGCUAUCAAGAUCAUCAAGCUUUUCUCGACCCUAACACCACUUGAGCCUCGUCUCGUCAAGAAAUUGUUGCCACCCCUGACCUCGAUCAUCAAGACUACUCCUGCCAUGAGUCUGCUGUACGAAUGUAUCAACGGCAUCAUACAAGGCGGCAUCAUGGAAGCGGCGGAAGGUACCACAGAGGGCGACGAAGUAGCAAGGCUAUGCGUCAACAAGCUGAGAGCUAUGUUAGUAGUGGAAGGCGACCCGAACUUGAGAUAUGUGGCACUGCUAGCUUUCGCCAAGAUCACCGCAUCGCAUGCAGAUCUGGUCUCCCAGCAUUCAGAUGUGAUACUGGAGUGCAUUGAUGACGCAGAUAUAUCCAUCCGCACCCGAGCACUAGACCUGGUGGUUGGCAUGAUCAACGCGAAUAAUCUGCAAGGUGUUGUCGAGCGUCUCUUACGACAAUUGAAGACCGCCGGCAAGGCACCUACAGAGUCAGAUAUCUCUCACGAUCGAGGCAUGCACGAAGGCAUAGAACCUCUAGCUGAUGAGGACGAUGAAGAUAUGCAGGCCACAAUCAAGUCGAAGCAGCAGAAUACUGCCCAAGCACCUCCUUUGCCCAAUGACUAUCGUGCAUCUGUCAUUGAGCGCAUACUCGAGAUGUGCUCGCGCGAUACAUAUGCGAGGAUGAACGACUUCGAAUGGUACAUAGGUGUCCUCGUGGACUUGGUCAAGCAAUGUCCUGCCUCUGUUGCAAGUGGCGGCUUCGGCGCGCACCAUCAACAUGGUCUUGCUGACGCGUCUACUUUCGUGGCCGACCGGGUUGGCGACGAGCUUCUCAAUGUAGCUGUUCGUGUCAAAGCUGUACGACCCGAGGCUGCGGCAGCCGCUCAAUCACUGCUACUGCUCGAUCAACGAGAGCAAAUUUACCCGACUGGCAGCAGUGCUGGUCAAGGUGUGCUAAGUGCUGCUGCGUUCAUAGCAGGAGAGUAUGCUUCGAUGCUCCCAGACACAGACGCUGUUCUGACGUCUCUUGCACAUACCUCGAGUGCGAAUCUACCGGCCCCGACAUUAGCGAGCUACCUACAGGCUAUACCUAAGGUGUUCGCAGUACUUGUUGCUCAGCAUCAAGGCGCGUGGACAGAGUCACAGCAAAACAAUACAACAUUACUGACAGCGCGCGUCAUACAUUUCCUGGAGCCGCUUGUACAUCAUGCGAACUUGGAAGUGCAGGAACGGGCUGUAGAAUACCUGGACUUGAUGCGGUUGGCGGCGGAAGCUGCUUCUUCAGAACAGACUGGGAGUGACAGUGGUGGCUAUACUGCCCCGCCACUGCUAUUUACUCAGGCUAUCCCGGCUCUGUUCACGGGCAUGGAACUGAACCCUGUAGCUGCUGCAGCUUUACGAAACGUACCAACACCAGCAGAGCUAGAUCUCAACACGCCUAUUAAUUCCAAUUUGCAAAUGCUCCUGGUUCAAGCAGAAUUGGACACUGACUUCGAUGAUGAUGCAAAUGAUGUCUACCAGUUCUACAACGAGAAGCCUUCUGCGGUAGCAGUGAGCAGUCAACAGAGACCUGCUGCAGAAUUGUUGGGCGAGCCGACAGGGUCAAGCAGAUCAUCUUCAUACCAGCAAGAUCCAGAUGUCGAGCCAACGGAUCGCGAUGCCAUGCUACGAAAGAAAGCAGAAAGAAGAGACCGCAACCGGGAUGAUCCGUACUAUAUCAACCCAGACCGUGCUUCGGGGAGGUCAACGCCCAUACAUAACAUAUUGCGUAACGCCAAUGGCGAAGAACUGGAUGUCGAUGCUAUCCCUGUCAUGGAGCUUAAGCUAGGCGAUAGUGGAUCUGAGGCCAACCGACCCGUGCCUACCAAACGAGCACCCCCUGCCAGGAAGCCGAAGAAGCAUUUCGAGAUUGCUGGUGAUGAGACAUUGGGCGACCAAACAUCUACCUCGCUCUCAGCUAGUCUAUCAAAGUCGAUGCUAUCACGCUCGCAGAAGUCAUUGCUUCAAGUCGACAGCAGUGGCUUGUCCGCUUUGUCACUUUCGGAUAAUAGUACCCGUAACAGUGCUAGCCAAAUCGACAUUGAGCGUCGGCAAGCAGAGGAGGACGAAAUGUCCAAGGCCAUCAAGGAAGUCGAACGGCUAAGACUCGAAAUGCAACGUGCUCAAGAAGGGAUACGGCUUCGGGAUAUGCCAGAAGAAGGUACUAUGGUCAAGCGAAAGAAGAAAAAGAAGGCAAGGGUUGAGUUGCUUGGCGAUGAAGCUGAGGCUACUAAAGGUGAGGCUGACGAGGUGACCACCAAGAAGAAGAAGAAGAAGAAGCGGAAAGAAGACGAUGUUGCCGAGCCUAUUGCCGCGCAGCAAGAUGAAGGUACUGAUGCAGAAACUGCGCCUACGAAGACGAAACGCAAGAAGAAAAGACUAGUGACACUCGAUGACGAUGCGGUAGAAUAA